This is a messenger RNA of Colias croceus (clouded yellow), 4349 nucleotides long. RefSeq names its product trafficking protein particle complex subunit 8 (gene l(3)76BDm). Gene Ontology annotation, biological process: protein localization to phagophore assembly site; endoplasmic reticulum to Golgi vesicle-mediated transport. The record is from RefSeq and is a predicted model, not a curated record. The coding region runs from base 137 to 4285 and encodes 1382 amino acids. The transcript has 19 exons. Gene Ontology annotation, cellular component: TRAPPIII protein complex; cytoplasmic vesicle; phagophore assembly site. NCBI's taxonomy places the organism in Eukaryota, Metazoa, Arthropoda, Insecta, Lepidoptera, Pieridae.
ACGAUGUUUGAUCAUAAAUAAAAAUAAAUAAAUCUCGUUUAGCAUAAACAUAAAAAAUAUAUCUAAAGAAAAGGCAUCUCCUAGGACCAUGCUAAUAAAAUAAUAUUGUUUUAGUGCUUAAUAAUUGUAUGUAAUCAUGACUAAAACGCCCCAGGAAUUUAUACAGGGCUCGUUCUCUCCAUUAAUUGCAACUUUAUGUAGUUCUAAGGUUGAAAAUAUUGUAUCUAAGAAUAAUCUAUCAUUUCCCGAAUUAUUACAACCUUUUGCAACGCUUAAUUCGGAAGGCCAGUUUCGUGAACCGGGUGGCAAUUUAUGCACUGUUAAAAAUUGGAAACUGGUAAUAAGAGAUGUUAAUUGGAAGCCACUUCAACCAACAGAGGCUAGAAGACAACUUAAUAAUGCAGUCUUGCAUAAUUAUGAGGAUAAAACUACUCCACAAAAUUUUGAAGGUCACCGGUUUGAGGUACCCCAAGGGACUCCAUGGUUUGAUGCUUGGAGGGAAACAUACUUUGAAGUUCAGUUUCCAUCAGAUCAUGAAUUCACCAAACACUUUUUGUCAUGUAUAAUUGUUGCAACAACACUUGAAGAGAAUAUAGUAGAUACAUAUAAUGUCUUAAAUCAACAAUAUGCUCAGCUGCAAAAUGUCACUCCACCUAAACUACCAAAAUGGUUUAAUAAUGCAGUUCUGAAGUCAUAUCUGUUACUGCAUGAUAAUUCAUUAGUUUCUAAAGAAAAAGCAGAAUUAGCAUUUGAAACACUAAAGCAAACAUUUGGUGCUACUAAUUGUUUUAUGUUGACAAUCAAUUCUAGACAGGCACAGGAUGCUAAAUUACCUGUAGACUACUGGGCUAAUUUUGUCAAAACACCUUCAGAUACAUCAAACAUUGCAAUGACUAAUUUAUCAUCAUCAAGUACAAACUUAACUAUUACUCAAGAUUCACAGGCACAAUUUCCUACAGGCAAUGUUUCAACACCAGAGGAAAAUCCCACAAAUUCCCCCACUGUACAAGAAGGUGCACAUCCAUUAACCACAAAUGAAAAUGAUGUCUAUGACAACGCUAACAGUCUACAGACACACUCGUUUUCGGGUAGUUCAGAGAGUGUUAAUGUAACUGGAAGAGCUAUAGAUACUUCAGAAGUCCAUGGAGCAGCUCUCAACCCUCAGGAUGUUGAGGCUAUAAAAAAGUAUUUACAGGAUUAUGCAUAUAAAGCAUUACUUCCACAUAUAGAAAAACAAAUUGCUCAACUCACAGAAAUAGUAGCAAAUAAAAAAGGUGUAAGCAGAUCAUUACUGUCAGCCACCAAAAGGUGGUUCACUACUGGCAAAUCUGGUACAACUACAGUAAACAAUACUGUUAUAUAUUCAAGCGACUGUCCAGAACUGCAAUUACGGAGGCUGGGAGAUCUUUGGUUUCUAUGUGGUCAAUGGCAACGCGCUUUUGAUACCUAUCAUACUGCUAAAAGAGAAUUUUACGCUGACAGUGCUUGGCUCUGUUACGCUGGUGCUCUUGAAAUGGCAGCUAUAAGUGCCUUUAUGGCUGGAGAUGCGAAUCGAAAAACUCAUGGCUACAUAGAAGAAAGCAUAGUUACUUAUUUGAAUACCUGUCGAAUGGUACAGUAUGCUGUGAGAGCUACCUUACUCUCCGUACCCUGUCUAAUUCACUAUGGAAUGUAUGGUGAAGCUGCAAAGCAACUUAUUAGAAUGACAUCGGAAGACAGUGACUUGAGGAGUGCCAUGUUGUUGGAACAAGCCGCUCUUUGCUUUUUAUUAGGACCUAGCAAUAGAGUUAUGUGCAGAAAGUACGCAUUCCACAUGGUUCUUGCCGGCCAUCGAUUUUCAAAAGCUGGGCAGAAGAAACACGCUUAUCGUUGCUAUAAACAAGCUUAUCAGAUCUACGCGGAGAGCGGGUGGCGGCUCUCGACGGACCACGUGCAGUUCGCGCUGGGGCGGCUGGCGGGCGCGCUGAAGAUGCCGCGCGAGGCCGCGCGCUGGCUCGCCGCGCCGCUCGCGCCCGCCGGCCACCAGCCCGCGCCGCAGCAGGACGCCUUCCUGCGGGAGUUCAUGCUCGCUCACCAGCAAUGGGUAGAUUCAUCUGAGGAAUUUAAAGAGCAUUUACCAACUUUACCCGUGCCAUUAUUAGUGGGUGAAGACAUAGCUGUGUUGUGUGUCGGGCCGGCCCCUCUUUCAUCGCCAUGUCGGUCGCCCGCUACUUCAGUAUCAUUUAAUAAUCUUUCAAAUGAAACUUCUCAAACGGAUAAUGCAUACUGGAGUAAGCUUGAAGAAGCACUUCUCCAAGUGGCACAAGGCAGUAUUCCUAUGAUUUUCAAACCCACUUUUGAUUUGUAUACUCAAAAAACAGACAGUAAUCCAAUUGUACCGCAAGGAGAACCAAUACAUAUUGCAGUAACUUUAAAAAAUCCUUUGAAGGUAUCCUUGCUUUUAAAGGAUAUGGAAUUAUUAUGGCGUUUCACGCCAAAUGCAGAAGUAUUAGAAUCCGUUCAAGAUGAAUUCCUUAAUAAUGAAUCCAGCAUUGCAGCAGGUCACAUAUUGGAGAGUCAUGUGAUACAUGGACAAAAGAUACCGAAUUUACUCUUGGAAGGUGAAUGUCAAAAGAUGGUCACAUUUACCAUUACACCCCUAAAAAUAGGACAAUUGGACAUACAAGGUUUAGCUUACAAGUUAAUUAAUGCUGGAGAAGGUAGAGAGAAUGGUAAUAGUGUAGCUGUAAUGGGAAAAUUAGACAUUCAGAAACAGAUAAAUGGAUGCGAUAAAAGAUUACACAUAACAGUUAUAGAACCAGCCCCUUGUUUACAGAUGACAUUUACCGAGACGAACACGGAAGUUAUAAGUGGAGAAUUAAUGACGAUAGACAUAGAGUUUCGUAAUGUUGGACCGGCUGUUAUGAAGAAUCUGCACGUAGCAGUGUCGCAUCCGGAAUGCAUGCGGGUGGUAACAUCGGAGUAUCAGGGAGAUUCUUUGAAAUAUCUGUAUGAAGAUCGGUAUAAAGAUCCACCAGAAUAUACAGACGAGCGCAGCGCGCGUGCAUCCCUGCGGAGCCAGGCGGCGCAGCGGCGCGUGGUGGCCGUCAGCCGCGCGGCGGGCGCGGGCGCGGGCGCCUCGGCGUCCCUGUUCCUGCGCCCCAACAGUAACGCACCCGCGCUCUAUCUGCUCGCGUACUAUGAAACCGGGCUCAAGGCACGCCCCUAUCGACUGCUGCGACACAUGUUUCGAUUCACUACGAAGGAUGUUGUAGAAAUAUUAGUAACGCCUCGUAAAAGUCUAGGCUCAUUCGAAGGAAAAGUUAUGGAAAACAUACAAUUUGCUGUUGAAGUAAAAAAUAUAAGCAAUGAAAAAGAGGAAAACAUAUCUCUUGAAGUAUUGGAAGUGUCGCUUUUGAGUAGACAAUGGAAAUUAAACCACAUAACAUCGGCAUUAGAUGUCGAUAACUUAUUGAUAGCUCGCGAAAGAUUACAUCUUAUAAUGAAAGCUGUUAGAAUUUUUGAAGAGCUACCAGAAGGGCGAGUUGAGCAAUCAUCUUUAAAAGUUUCCAAAAGAGUGCCUGAAAAUGUGCAGUCAACUUUACCAUAUUCCACUUUUGUAACAGAUUAUGUGCCCUCUCUAUUAGAUAAUUUUGAUUCUCCUAAUCAUCAUGAAAUUAGAACUGGAAUGAUUCAAUCUAUGCUUAUUCUCAGAUGGAAUGCUUACAAUAAGGAAAGUGGAAGAAAGACAGUUGGUCAACAUUGUGUCUGGUUGGAUUGCUUUAAUAAAACUUUGUCUCGAAACAGAGAAAAAAUCGUUGAUCACACCGUACAAAUAGAUGAUUUUGAGAGUAAAGUGGAUAUCUUAAGGGAUAGCAAAGUUAAAGGCGAAAAAAAUAAUGUCGUUAUUUUAAGAUUAGAACAUUCGAAUUAUGUAGAUCACAACUUUAAAGCCAGAAAAUUGUGUAUUAUACCUAUAGCUAUUAAUAUAGUGAAUUGCUAUGGAGUACCUGUUAAAGUAUUUAUAGACAUGUUAAAACAGCAAAAUAGAGAAUCUUCUGGUAUUCUUGGUUGGGCUGGAGCUCUGAACAACGGUUUUUCAGCCGAUUCUAAGGAACUGGGCCUGAACGUGUCUUUAGAAAAAUUUGAAUCACGCUGCAUAAAGGUUCAAGCGCUAUGUGCCGCCCCAGGAACAUACACGGUUGGUGCUGCUUUCUCUGUGUCUACAAUCAUCGGAACUGGCAACACAGCAACAACACAGUUUAUCAAUAAUACAUCUUUAUUAAUUGUUAAGCAAGUUGCAUAAGCUAUGUUAUUCAUUGUUUCAAAUGAUAAUUAUUAUAUAAAUAUAUUAUUUGUUUCUUUAACUA